AUGGCGCGCUCGUCGCUGCCAGAAGGGAUAGACAUCAAAAAGUGGAAUACCAUCUAUCCCAACUACAUCAAUUCGAAGAAGACCGUGCAGGAGGGCCGACGGAUUGGGCUCGAGAAGGCAUGUGAGCAUCCACGAGCCUUUGAAAUGGCAGAAAUCUGUGAGUAUUUGAAGAUUCCACACGUAUGCGAACCAGAGAAGGCCUAUCCCAAAGAUUGGCUGAUCAGAGGACGGGUUAGAAUUUUGCUGAAGACACCUGAGGGUGCCUUCACCCAUCCUGAGAUCCACACGAAGAAAGAUGUGAUGCUCAAGAUGGGUGAGCUGAUCCCCAAGUUGAAGUCCAGGGCCAACGGGCCGCCUGGCCCAGAUAUUCCUGGCUUGGGCAUGGGGCCCUCCACAUCCGCAUCCAGCAGCGGGGCGGUUAGCAAGGACGCUAAGAAGGAGGCAAAGAAAGAGGAGAAGAAGGCCAACAAGAAGAAGAAAUGA
Molecule: messenger RNA, 483 nt
Organism: Durusdinium trenchii
Lineage: Eukaryota; Dinophyceae; Suessiales; Symbiodiniaceae
Source: the annotation of a GenBank genome assembly